Messenger RNA from Solea senegalensis (Senegalese sole), 1081 nucleotides. It is a transcript of the gene rnaseh2b, whose product is annotated as ribonuclease H2, subunit B. Lineage: Eukaryota; Metazoa; Chordata; Actinopteri; Pleuronectiformes; Soleidae. The transcript has 11 exons. The coding region runs from base 106 to 1026 and encodes 306 amino acids. The record is from RefSeq and is a predicted model, not a curated record. Gene Ontology annotation, biological process: RNA catabolic process; ribonucleotide metabolic process. Gene Ontology annotation, cellular component: ribonuclease H2 complex; nucleoplasm.
GCGUUUUCUGAGCUCUCGUGGUGUUUGGCAGAAGACGUAGCAACGUUUGCAAGGCUGCUGGUUGUCAAAAAACGUUAAAUUGCUAUUAAUAGCUGAAUUAUUCAAAUGGCUGCUAAAAAGAAACGGGCGACUAAUGUACAAAAUGACAGCUGGGUUGUGGUUGCUGCAGAUUCUGUCAUCGACACACACAGCUCCGACAGUGACCCUGCUUUUGUGAGACUAAGGAAUCCCUCUACAGACGCAGCAUCUCUGUACAUGUUGAGUGCUGGUGAUAAACAGCUAUUUGAGGUCAAAGCAUUUGAAGAAGAUUUCCAUUCCUGGUUUGUUGGCCAGACUGUACAGAGAGAUGGAAGACUUCUCUUUGUAACACCAAUGGAUCCUCUUUAUCUCAUUUUACCUUAUUUGAGUAAAGCUGGAAAAGAGGGGAAGUUCCAGCCAGUCAAUCAGAUUGUUAUGGAUGAGGACUUCCCAGCUUGUUCAAGGUUGCUGAGCUGUACACGGUCCCUGGCUUCUUUGCUCCACAUUGCAGAGGAAAAAGAGAUGGGAAGUCUGAAGUUUCAUCGAUACAGCCACGAGAAGACAAUGAUCUGGUUACAGAAAAAGGUGGAGAGAACAGUAGUUGCUCUCAAGAAGAAAAACAUCUCAGUGGGAGAAGGUGUCAAAUCCACAACAUACAUCAGAGUGAAGUCCGAGUCAGACCACCACGAGGAGGACUACCUUCGCUAUGCCCACGGCCUGAUAUCAGAAUAUAUCAGUGAAGACCUGAGUAAAGCUCUUCUUUCACACUUGCAAUUACCAGAGCUCACAAGCCCAAAGGAGACAGAGCCUCCAUCUAAGAAGCGGAAACUUUCAGACAAACCAGUGGAGGCCGGAGAGGACUACACCAAACUCAACUCUACAGACUUUGCACGGAAACCACCUAAGAAGAUGACAGCUGCUCAGAAAACUCUGUCGAAAGUGGACAAGACUGGCAUGAAAACGAUGAUGUCCUUCUUCAGCCCCAAAGUCAAAGCAGAAAAGAAGUGAAUGUUGUGUAGUUUGGUUUGUACAAGACACAUUUAUAAUAAAGAAAUGAAAACAA